Messenger RNA from Rotaria socialis, 372 nucleotides. Lineage: Eukaryota; Metazoa; Rotifera; Eurotatoria; Philodinida; Philodinidae. The record is from the annotation of a GenBank genome assembly.
AUGCUUUGCCAUUUUAGUAUUCCGUGUGUAUCAGAUUCCAUGGCAACAGGUAGUGGUAAUGUUGGCUCGAAAGAAACAACGAAUGUUUCAUUUGUUUCAUGUGAUUUUGAAAUAUUUGGAACUGUUCAAGGCGUUUUUUUUCGUAAACACACUCAAAAAGAAGCAACAAGAUUAAAUCUAGUUGGAUGGGUUAAAAAUGCAUCAAGCGGUACCGUACAAGGUCAUAUGGAAGGUCGAAAAGAUGAUAUUAAUAAGAUGAAAACUUGGCUUCGAACAAUCGGAAGUCCAAAAUCGAAAAUUACUAAAGCAGAUUUUUCAAACGAGAAAACAAUUACACAACUAAAUGGAACAUCAUUCAAUGUUAAUAAAUAG